Pichia membranifaciens NRRL Y-2026 is the source of this 1764-nucleotide messenger RNA. RefSeq lists its product as hypothetical. The record is from RefSeq and is a predicted model, not a curated record. Bases 1 to 1764 code for a protein of 587 amino acids. The transcript has a single exon. NCBI's taxonomy places the organism in Eukaryota, Fungi, Ascomycota, Pichiomycetes, Pichiales, Pichiaceae.
AUGGAGGACGUCGGGGAAGAAGGAGGGAAGGAGGAAGGGGCCAUCCUGCUUGAUGUCGGGGAGUUGAGUGCCGAGGACACGUGUGUGGACUGCCUGCGGAUGCCGAAGGAACUGCACUGCAGAGGAUGUGACGAGAAUUUCUGCCGGGUGUGUUUCCAGUUUGUGCACCGUGGCGGGAAGCGGAAAGACCAUGCGUUUGACGAGCUGGUCAAGCUCGAGGGUAGGGAGAAGAAUGAGGGUGCGGAAGCUGGAGCAGAGAUGGAGGAAGAGACGGUAGAGGAGGAGGGUGAUGACGGAUUAGACGAAGAGACGCUAAAGCAGCAGGACUCGACGCUGUCCAGUGACCAUAUAGCCGUGUUGAAGAAGAUCAAGCGCAACAUCAAGUUUGUUCCGAUGCGGUUGACGUACGACGAGAGACAGCUGUUGAAACUCCUUGAGGCUGCUCUCUCUGUCUCCGAGUACACGGACAAGGUCGACAUAAUCUCGUACACGUCGAAGACGAAGAGAAUCGUAACGCAGUUGAAGGAGAUCUGCUCGAUACUCGCGGGGUUGGUGGUUUCCUCGAAUAUGAAGGUCGGACAGCGGUUGAUUGAGAACAGGAACUUUGUCGACAACGCUGACUGGUACAAGACUGUUUUCGAGAUCGGCCGGAGAUACAAGGUGAUGAAUCCGGAGAGAAUGAGAGAAACCUAUGGGAAGUUGUGUUACAUUAUCAUGGACUCCCGCUUGAAACAGGUGAAGGAGCACAUGGAGUUCGACCUCUUCAAGCCGAUCCUCACCAUUGAAAGGUAUCUGCAGGAGCAUUCCAAUGCCGAGUCGAAUGCGCUUUUCAACGACCCGCUCAUUCUCGACGCCACGGCAGAUAUCAGGCCAGAGGGAAAGUCGAGAGCUUUGAUAAACAAGUUGAUCAAGCAGAAGGAGAGGGCCGUCGAAUUGCUCGCCCGCAAGUAUGCCUCCAGCGAAGGCUUGGACAGAGAGCAGAUAAGAACCGUGUUGUACUCCAUCGGUGACUUCAACUCAUAUACCAACAAGAACAGAAUCCCUGUGCUAAACAUGUCCCGGAAGCUAGAGGAGUUCUUUGCAGACUCCAGCAAGGACCCUAAGUUCUCGCUUGGAAUCAGAUACGGUCACAACGGGGCUCGGCUUACUCACAACCACGAGAAACAGUACCUCUAUGUGAAGCAGGCGCUAGGCCUAUGGAACCACGUGAUGAGAGACUUGAUUGAGUUGUGGUACCUUGCAGACGACGACCUCUUUGAUGGGAACAGCUACAGGAUGGCGGACACGGGCCAAGGGUUACAGAGAAUCAAGACCUGUCCGAAGUUGUACAAGAAAAUGUACUCCAUUUUGAGCGAAUGCCAAUCGAAGUUUGACUAUUGGGUCGGUAUACCGGUGGUCCACUUGGGUGACGAUGCAGUGCCCAACGCAUUGUUUUUUUUGGAUAAGUACAUCCAGAUUCCUACAAUUUUGAUUCCAAUCGACAAAUGCGUGGAGAUGAUCACAUCGUUGGCGAGAGACGAGUACAUCAGGGGCAUGUUUGAAGAGCAGUUUGGCAGUGUCGAGGAGUUGCAGAAGGUCAUUCUCUGUGACUACUUCAAGCAUGGGUUUGACGGUUCAGGCGCAGACAACUACUACUUUGCCGGUUCAUGUGUGGACGCAACAUCGACCUCGAGUUGCGAAUUCUGUAACAAUAUCAGCAAAAAGCCAUACUACAAGGUGUUUCUCCUAAGCGGGUUCACAAACUUCAACGGGGAAGGGUAUUAG